This is a messenger RNA of Penicillium canescens, 2010 nucleotides long. RefSeq lists its product as uncharacterized. NCBI's taxonomy places the organism in Eukaryota, Fungi, Ascomycota, Eurotiomycetes, Eurotiales, Aspergillaceae. The transcript has a single exon. The coding region runs from base 1 to 2010 and encodes 669 amino acids. The record is from RefSeq and is a predicted model, not a curated record.
AUGGUGGUAGACGUCCGCAUUCCCGAAGAAAAGGCGACAUUUACGAGAAGCGGAUAUUACCAUUAUGACUGGAACACGGGGCAAAGCAGAAAGGAAGGACUGCCGGAGGACGAGCCAAUCUUGCUAAAGUGUAUUCUUCCUUCUAUUGUUUGGGAGCAGGUGGCUCCUGCCGCGGCAUUCCUUGCUGCGAAGGGGGAGUUGCAAACACCCAUCAAUAUGGAUGAUUGGGUCAUCUCCGAUCGAAAACCAAGUGCAUUGCUGAGGACCAAACCAAAAGGAUUGCUUGGCUCGGUGGAAUUAUCUUCUGACGGCGGGCAGCUGGUAUCCAGCUCCAUGGACACAGCACUGGUCUACCCAAACCAACGAACGCCUGCCGAUAACGAUCCCGUUUUGUGGGCUUUAGAGUCCGAUUCUACGUUGUCAUCCGAGACGAAGAAACUUUUGGAAAACGAAGUACGCCAGGAACUUCGGAAAUUAGACCAAGCAACUUCUACUCAGUCAUCGGUGAGGACAAAGACGGCAGGAUCAAAUUCCAUGCUGUUUGAUUGGAUGUUUGCGCAAAUAUUCCCGUCCAUCGGCCAGGAUCGCGUGCCGCCGGUCGACACUGAGCAGGGAAUACGCUGGCCCGACAGGAACCAACAAAAAAAGCAGUCCUGGGUUUUGAAUGCAAGAGUGGCCACUGACGGAGAACCUCCUGACAAGAGCGAGCUCUCUGGGACCUUGUUCGAACUUUGGAAUAAGGCCGAAGUGGACUCGGAUACCGAUGAAACACUGCCCCAAGUUAGGUCUGACUUCAACUCAGAAAGUGUUAGUCCUUCCACGUACGAGAGCAAGACGUCACAACAGGCUUCCAUAAACCUAUCUACUCAAAGUGAACGGAGAGCGUCGAAUACUGCGAGCGAUAAUUCAAGGUCCAAGCAGAUAAUCACUUAUAUGUGGCCACUACUAAGGGGCUCUCGGACCGGACAAUCAAAGUCUGCGGAGCCAAUGUGGUCUCGUGAACCGGACGACUCAGAACCGGACGACCCAGAACCGAAUGACCCAAAACCGGAUGACCCAAAACAGCGCCACCUUAAACGGCAACCUCUGUUCCCAAGAUGGCCUCGCGGCAUUGGCUACCCUCUUACCCCUGAAGGCAUGUUCACUCAGGAGCAGUAUCUUGACACACUGAAACUUUGGCAGGCCCUCAAAUUGAAUGUCAAUGUUAAUGCCGGCGUAGGUGGUGGCGGUGUCGAGCUCGAGGGAUGGUUUGCUCUGCUCAGGAACUGGUUCCAUCCGACGAGAUGGUUAAGCUUGUGGAGAGGCACAGCAAGAACAAUUAUUGUUCCAUCAUCUGAAGAUCAAGCGGAAAGUCCUACCCUCCACGAAGAUUUGACCGAUCUAGACAUGGAGCUUUUUGGAACGACGAAGUACUGGGGUGGCGAUUCGAACUACCUCACCGUUAUUACGUAUGACGAGGAGGACAACGGCGCAAUCUCGUUAUAUCAGGUGAUGAGGAAAAAUAAUUUGGCCUCGCGUGUAGACCUCAUAGCGUAUAUGGAUGAGGUUCCUCAGAGGGUCCUGCGGAUGACGAAGAAGAGGGUUAGCCCAAACCGAAUCGACAUAUUGUACACCAGCAGUGGUCUUACUGUUCGCAUGACAGGAGGGCAACCAGAACCUACGAUUGUCGAUGUCACGGACAAUACGGGCGCUGCGUGGUGUGAGUCUGGAUCAGGGUGGUCGUUUGCAUUGAGACUUACUGAGUUGGCGAGUGGAGGACUUGCAGCGACUAUCCCUCAGAUACUUGCUUUUUGUCACCUUAGGGUGAGGAACCUAACGCGCUUAGAAUCGUCUCCCGUGUUUGAGUUUGAACCACUUAGCAUUCCGGAGCAGGAACGAGACGACCUGCGGAGAGGUGUGAAACUGGUGACGCAAGCUGAAGGAUACGCUCAUCAAGGCAACAACGUGAGGAUUGCUGUUCUAUUUCCAAAAGAAAAUCCUUGGUCGGAGGAAGUGUUCUUUUGGGCUUGA